Molecule: messenger RNA, 2465 nt
Organism: Coregonus clupeaformis (lake whitefish)
Lineage: Eukaryota; Metazoa; Chordata; Actinopteri; Salmoniformes; Salmonidae
Product: zinc transporter ZIP10-like
Exons: 10
Coding region: 105-1835 (576 amino acids)
Biological process (GO): zinc ion import across plasma membrane; intracellular zinc ion homeostasis; BMP signaling pathway
Cellular component (GO): membrane
Molecular function (GO): zinc ion transmembrane transporter activity
Source: RefSeq, a predicted model, not a curated record
AGAAAAACAAAAGACAAUAACCCCAGGCUCUUCAACCCUCUGAUCAGCAGGGCAAGAGAAGAUGUAUUUCAGGACUGGCGAAAGUAACCCGUUUAAUUUCUAGGAUGUCACCUCUACUGACACUCGCGGUAUUUGUCUGUCUGCUGGAGUUCGGGACAGGGGCGCGACCAUCUCUCAGUGGCAUAGUGGAAACGCCAUGGAAUACGACAGACAGCACAUCAAAUGGAAGCCGACAUGAGGUAUCAGCAGUCGAACAUUUAGACGAGGCUUUUGAGGAGCAGGUCUACUACUUGCAGCGUCUGUUCCAUCAGUAUGGAGACAAUGGGACUCUGUCCUAUAAGGGCAUGCAGAAGUUACUGGGCAGCCUGGGACUAGGGCAGGUCAGUGUGUUGGAGAUCAGCCACCGAGGUUUGAGGCACAACCAUAACACUCUGACACCCCCUCACCCACAAUUUCAUGAUCAGGAAACAGACACCCCCAGUCCAAGUAGGCCUAUUCAACCACCCCCCUCUGCAAAUGCAGCCAGAACCCCACAGCCUGGGAUAUCAGGGCCUGCUGGAUCUGGGUCUAAAGAGGGCAGCACAUUUUCCUCUGAUCAUGUGAUUAAGGAAGAGGUCCUUCUGUGGUCAUCCCCUAUUGCACACACUAUUCCUGUCCAAGGAAUGUUUGACUCCCUUGUGUCAAAUCACCCCACUAUGAGGCAUCUUCAUGGGAACUGUCUGAACGUUACUCAACUCUUGUGGAAUUUCGGUCUGGAAAAGGCAUCCCACAUCACUCCUGCCCACUUCACCCUCCUGUGUCCAGCUCUGCUGUACCAGAUUGAGAGUGGCGUGUGUCUACGCCACCCAGAGACUCAUGGGGCAGAGUCAGAAAGGAGUGUGACUUUCCUCAAAGCUCUGGGAUGGAGCUCCUUGGCUCUGGUUGUGAUCAGCCUGCCGUCUCUGCUGGCUCUGAGCCUGGUGCCCCUCCUGCCACCCGACCGCCUCCGUUCCUUCCUCUGCCCAAUGACAGCCCUGGCUGUGGGGACGCUGUGUGGAGAUGCCUUGCUGCAUCUCCUGCCUCACGCCAAGAUUGGGCCACAGUCAAGCCACUCUGAAGAACAGGACUCUAUUCUGAAGGGCCUUUGCGUGCUGGGAGGUUGCUACUUCCUUUUCAUCUUCGAGAGCCUUCUAGGACUGAGGACCCAUUACAAGAAGGCUAAGAGGAAGAGGAAGGAGCAGAACACCAGUGUAGAUCUGUAUCCAGAGAGGGAGCUUACUGCUCUGCAGAGUGAGACACAACCCUCUGAGCACGGUCAUGGUCACAGCCAUUCACAUGGCCCACCUUCCAAGGAACAAGCUGGGAUAGGAAGCUUGGUGUGGAUGGUGGUUAUGGGAGACGGGAUCCACAACCUUACUGACGGUCUGGCCAUUGGUGCAGCUUUCUCUCAGAGUCUGGCUGGAGGUCUCAGCACCACUAUAGCUGUGUUCUGUCAUGAGCUUCCUCACGAGCUAGGUGACCUGGCAGUGCUGCUGGGAGCAGGGUGGCCUGUUCGCCGACUAGUUCUCUUCAGUGCUGUUUCAGCCCUGCUGGGCUUCGUGGGACUGCUGACUGGCUCUGUCCUGGGCCACCAGUCUGCUCAGAUCUCCCCCUGGAUCCUCACCCUCACUGCUGGGGUCUUCCUCUACGUGGCCCUUGCUGACAUGUUACCUGAGAUGCUUCAUGGUGAUCCUGGCCCAAUGGGACCUUGGACUCGCUUCCUGCUACAGAACCUGGGCCUGUUGGCAGGGGGGGCCAUCAUGUUGUGUAUCGCUCUGUUUGAGGACCGUAUCGCCUUCAACCUGGGUGACGUCUGAUUCAAUGGGAAGGAUAUGAGUGGAUCAAAUUCUAAACCACCUGAGGUUCUGAUGGUGAUUCUAAACCACCGGAUUGGUUACUCUUAACUUGAGUUCAAACGGACGCUAUCAAAUUACUUCAUUUACAGUAUUUUACUACUAAAGGCCUGAAAAAUGUGAUUUGAGAUGACCUCGAUAAGCACCAGCUUCACUUUUAGAGCACUCUGAGGCACAAGAUUACACAUUUACAUUUGAGUAAUUUAGCAGACAUUCUUAUCCAGAGCAAUUUACAGGACCAAUUAGGAUUAAGUGCCUUGCUCGAGGGCACAGACAGAUUUUUUUCACCUAGCCUUUCGGUUACUGGCCCAACGCUCUUAAUCGCUAGCCUACCUGCUGCCCUACUGACACAGUUUGAUGGUUAAUGUGAACAACCCGUGAGUGUCACUAGUCCUGCUGGACCAGAUGAUGAUCACAUAACACACCAUCAAGAUAAUGGCACUGUACUGCACACAAUUUAUUGCUUUCUUGUUACAAUGUUAUAUGAAACUACAUUAUCUUAAAUGUACUGUGCAACUAGUUUUUUCCUGUUUCUAUAUAAACAUGAAUGUAUUUUUAGGGGAAUGGAAUAAACAUCUAAUGGGAGUGAGAUUA